Molecule: messenger RNA, 553 nt
Organism: Seminavis robusta
Lineage: Eukaryota; Bacillariophyta; Bacillariophyceae; Naviculales; Naviculaceae
Source: the annotation of a GenBank genome assembly
AAAUCACAGUGUGCCGACAGGAAGCCUCGUUCCCAGGUUUAUCUGUGUUAAGAGAUCUUGCGGCUUGACUGUCUCUUUCAUUCUUGUCUUGUCAAACCCAUCCAGUGAAACGGUUUCGCUCGGAUACCUUUUUUUCUUGUCGCCCGGGAUUCUAUCCAAACUUGAGCUCCCAUACCAUGAGCCGAUGCUGGAUGGUACACGUCUUUGGAAGACUGUUGUUGGCAUCAUUCUUCUGGAGGAGGACGAGCAAUCCAUCGGGAUGAAGAGUGCGCUAACUACCAUUUCAUUUCUCAUCUUGUUACUGCUGCCCCAGGUGGCAGCUAACUUUGGUGGUGAUGGACCUCGCAUUGACUUUGGGACCCUUGGAGGUGCAAAAUUGUCCAUUCCAGAUGUAUUUGGUGUUUGCAAACUCCUACAAUCACUCUGUCUCCAAACGCCCACGUCUGCUGCUGCUUCUGCUGCCAACACGAUGGCACCCACUCCGGCUCCCACUGGCCCUUUGAUCCUGCCGAAAAGUGGUUGGGAGAUUACGGAUGUCACGAUUCGGCAUUGA